CCCUCCCUCGCUGGGAUGGGGAGAGUCCAGGCAAGGAUGCACCGGCAGGGCUUUAAACCCGCGGAGCUGGGAGCAGCGAGCUGCAGCCUUUAACCAGCCGGCAGCCUUCGCCAGGGGGUUAAAAUGCUGAUUACUGUAACACCACCCUAUGAGCCAGCCUCGCUUCAUCCACAGAUGCCACCCCCUCCUCUUCCGCCAAAGCCUGGAAAAGACAAUCUUAAGCUUCAGAGACUCUUGAAAAAAGCAGCAAAGAAGAAAGCAACCUUAUCAGCCCAGCAAACCACAUCAUUCCGAUCCAGUCUGUCCCCUGUGAGUGAAGCCAGCCCCGACCUGGAGCGCAGUGAACGCUCCUCCCCUCUGAAGCCUACAGAAAUGGCAACACAUCUCACCAUCAACCUCCCGCCCCGCUUUUCCAUCAGACCUGUUAUCCACCACGUUUCUUCCCCCUUUCCCAAAGGCAAGCCCUUCACGUUCACCGUUGCAGAGCAGAAAAGCCUUUCGGAGCAUCUCAGGGUCACCUCCUCCCCUGCCCCAUCACCACUCCAGAGACCGAGCACUGCUGAGCCCUCAUGGCCACUCAGAGGGCAGCCACAGUCAGACGCAGACGCACAACGGUCCCCUUCAAGUGCUGUGCUUUUUUCUCCUGAGCCUCCUGUUCAUCUAAUACCUGUGGUGGAACCCCCCGCAGUGGUUGCUCACAUUGCAGAGACCCAUACUUCCAUGUAUAGUAUGCAAGCAGCAAGCCCCUUGCUACAACAAUCGCCUAAAUAUCCUAGUAGUGAAGACAGGCCACCACCUCUUCACCCGCAGGUACACCAAGAACAUCCGCCACCAGGCCAGAUACCAGGUGCAUACUUCUCAAGCCAGGCAAGACCAAUCACUCCUAAGUUUGAACCUGCUCCUGCCCCUGAACCUCCUACUAGAACGACAGUUGCAAUACUGCAUGUUCCCAGACAGCAGAUUGUGGUCACAUCCCCAGCUCCUCAAGUCAGUAGGCCUGUGAUGCCAGGAAGUGAUGGAGGCCCUGAACCACACAAGGAGGCUCAGAGACAUGCAACUCCCAAUGGAUCUCAAAAGCACAUCAUGCCAGAGACAGCCAUGCCUGCUCCAUCAACAGCCAUCACUCAUGUUCUCUCACCAGAAGCUAGGCGUGAACAGAGCCUGCCACCACCAGUUACUUUCCAAGGUACAUUACCAAAGCCUAAGCCAGCAUUGCCCCCCAGAAAUAAGCUUAGUGGCUGGUCUCGUCUCAAGAAGCAUUUGAUAAUAGACUCAGAAGAGCCUCAAUUUCCAGUCCCAGAACCCCAGCCAACCAAGUCUGAAGAGGAGGGAGCAGAGAGAACACAAGGCUCCCAAGUUGACACUGGUCAGGACAAGCGGAUAACCAAGUCAAGAGCCAUCAAGAUGUGGGAUGCCAUUGUAUACCAGAUGAUGACCAGCAAAGCAAAAAAGCAGCAGCGAGAUGAAAGGGAAAUCAGGAGAGACGGGACAUUCCCGUUUCGGCGCCGCUUACCCCUUUUACUCCACAGGCCUCGCUUUGAUGCGCGGAAGCUUAAAGAGCUGGCAUCCAAGCCCAUGACAAAGAUUACUACUCUGUUUGAGGUACGCCGAAUCCAGUGCAAAACACCCGAGGAAUCGCCGUUGCGUUAACAGGACUGCAUUU
Molecule: messenger RNA, 1663 nt
Organism: Euleptes europaea (tarantolino)
Lineage: Eukaryota; Metazoa; Chordata; Lepidosauria; Squamata; Sphaerodactylidae
Gene: PRR33
Product: proline rich 33
Exons: 2
Coding region: 124-1650 (508 amino acids)
Source: RefSeq, a predicted model, not a curated record